AUGCCUACAACACUCGUCACAGGAGGCAAUGGCUUCGUGGGUGCCACGGUUGUCUCAACUCUUCUAUCUUCGAAAUUCAACCACCGAGUCAUCCUCGCUGUCCGCUCCGUCGCAUCGGCCGAAGCUCUGAUAGCCAUCCACCCAGAAUGGCCAGCCGACAAUGUGGUCAUUGCCUCUGUCCCAGAUUUCACAGUCCCCGGAGCCUUCGACGAGAUCUUCAAGUCACACUCUGAAAUCGACUAUGUGAUCCACGUGGCAGCACCCCUUCUGGACGACCCUCGCAACAACGAGUUCGUCGAGCAUUUCGAAAAGCCGAACGUGUUGGGUAAUAUCGGUAUCCUCACGAGCGCGAAGCAAUUUGGCAAGAAUGUCAAGGCUAUUAGCGUCACUGGCAGUGUAAACGCUAUCACGCUCGGCGAUCAGGACGAUGUCAAGAAGCGAGUCUUUGGCAACAAGGAGUGGCUUGUUCAAGGUCGAGAGGACGCUAUCAAAGCCCAACACAACUACAUCUCAUAUUGCGUUGGCAAGAAAGUCGCAGAACAAGCCCUCUGGAAGUUCGUCGAGGAGGAAAAGCCCUCCUUCACAGUCACGAAUUUCAUGCCACCUCUGAUCUUUGGGCCCAUGGAGCAGAAAGUCGCAAGUGCCGCGAAGAUCAAUUUCAGCAACUCGCAGAUCCAAGCCAUCUUAAACAGCGCAAAGGCCGAGGGCGGUAAAGUGCCGUCAACCAUAUUCCCCGGCUACAUCGACGUCCGCGAUCUCGCAGAACUCCAAAUCCUCGCGCUCACCACGCCCGGUGCAGCGAACAAGCGAUUCGUGGUCGGUUUCCCCAUGAUGUUCAACCGCUUCGCAGAGGCACUACGUAAUGUUCCAGAGUACAGCUCCCGCAUCGGAGAGAAUAACGAUGACGAUGAAAAGCUGACGUCUGCUCGCUUCGGCACUGACGAGGCUGAGGCCGUCUUCCAGUUCAAGUUCAGAUCUCUCGAGGAGACGGCGAAGGACGUCGCUGCUAGUAUCGUCAAGGUCGAGGCGCAAGCUGCUUGA
Molecule: messenger RNA, 1041 nt
Organism: Exophiala bonariae
Lineage: Eukaryota; Fungi; Ascomycota; Eurotiomycetes; Chaetothyriales; Herpotrichiellaceae
Exons: 3
Coding region: 1-1041 (346 amino acids)
Molecular function (GO): oxidoreductase activity, acting on the CH-OH group of donors, NAD or NADP as acceptor
Source: RefSeq, a predicted model, not a curated record